GGGGGGUCUGGAGGGUCAAGGGGUGCUGGGGGGGGCGCUCCCUUCAUCCCUUCACCCCCCCAGCUGUGCCCCACGGUGGGGCCGGGGGCUGCUCCCGUCCCGUGCUGGGCGCUGAGCGCAGCAAAGUUUUUUGUCGCAGCCUCUGCAGCCCCGGCAGAUUCCUGCGGGCACCAAUGGCCUGGCCCGGCCCUAAUCCCCCCCCCGGGCUUAGCGCCCGCUAAGCCGGGCUGAAUAACCAGCGCGGGGGCGGGGGGCCACCACGGCCCCCAGGAGGGGGGGGGGCAGCCGCAGCCCCCGGGAUGUGGGGCUGAACCGGGGCACCCCCAGCCCCCAAGAUGUGGGGUUGGGGUGGGCUGGCUCCCAGCGCUGCCCCCCUGCAGUGUCACCCAAAACCUGGCGGGGGGGGGGGGUCUCGGUGCUGCCCCCCACCCCUCAAGCCUGUUUGUGACCCCAGGACCCACAGAGGGCAGCUGUGGGUCAGAGCCAGCCCCCCAGGACAGCGGCCCCAGGGUGGGGGGCGUGCGGCUCCGGGGGGGUCCCUGCUCUCCUGGGGGUGUGGGGUUGCCCCAGGGGGGGGGCACUGGGGUCCCGCACAGCCCCUCACCCACCCCCUAUCCCGGGCAGCGAACUGGUUAAGGGGGUGGCGCGGUGGGGUCCCACCCCCGGGGCCGGCUGGGGGGGCGUAUAAAGGUGGGUGCGGGCGGCCCCGGGAGGGGAGCGGGGCCGCGGCGGGCAGCGGGGCCAGGCCAUGCGGGAGCUGCGCUCGUCCUCCUUCUGGAGGGCCGUCCUGGCCGAGUUCCUGGGCAGCUUCCUCUAUGCCCUGCUGGGGCUGGGGGCUUCGCUGCGCUGGGCCCCGGGCCCCCACGGUGUCCUGGGGGCCGCCCUGGCCUUCGGGCUGGCCCAGGCCACCCUGGUGCAGGCGCUGGGGCACGUCAGCGGGGGGCACAUCAACCCCGCCAUCACGCUGGCCUUCCUGCUGGCCUCGCAGCUCUCCCCCCGCGCCCUGGGCUACCUCCUGGCCCAGCUGCUGGGCGCCCUGGCCGGGGGCGUCCUCUAUGGGGUGACACCGGCCCCCGUGCGCGGCACCCUCGGCCUCAGCGUGCUGCACCCCAGCGUGGGCCCGGGCCAGGGCACGGUGGUGGAGCUGCUGCUGACCGCCCAGUUCAUCCUCUGCGUCUUCGCCAGCUUCGACGACCGCCACGACGGGCGCCCGGGCUCGGCCGCGCUGCCCGUCGGCUUCUCCCUCGCCCUCGGCCACCUCUUUGGGGUACUACACGACGGCGCCGGCAUGAACCCCGCGCGGUCCUUUGCCCCCGCCGUCAUCAGCAACUUCACCAACCACUGGGUGUACUCCGGCCCGCUGCUGGGCGCCGUGCUGGCCGCGCUGCUCUACGAGUUCGCGCUGUGCCCGCGGCCGCGCAGCCUGGCGAGGCUGGCCGUCCUCAAGGGAGAGCCGCCCGCCGCCGAGCCGCCGCCCGAGCCGCCCGCCGAGCCGCUGGAGCUGAAGACGCAGGGGCUGUAGGCCGGGCCCCGGGGGGGGCUCCGUCGGACCCGUACCGGACCCCCCGCGCCCACCCGCGCCUUUGCAGUGACGGGGCCGCCGCGGUGCGUGUGGUGCGUGCGUGUGUGUGCGGCGCAGCGGGCGGGCGGCGGCGGCCACCGGCACCGGGAUCGGCACCGGGAUCGGCAGGUCGCACCGGGACCGGGACCGAACCGCCGGUACAGCCGGGGUUGCCGGUACCGAGCCGGGGCUGCCCCGCUCUGCCCCGCCGCGGCGGGAGUUCUGUGUUCGGUGAAUUAACCUGCGCUUUAUUUUGGUAA
Molecule: messenger RNA, 1821 nt
Organism: Anas platyrhynchos (mallard)
Lineage: Eukaryota; Metazoa; Chordata; Aves; Anseriformes; Anatidae
Source: RefSeq, a predicted model, not a curated record